This is a messenger RNA of Oreochromis niloticus (Nile tilapia), 1087 nucleotides long. RefSeq names its product pancreatic secretory granule membrane major glycoprotein GP2. The record is from RefSeq and is a predicted model, not a curated record. The coding region runs from base 303 to 977 and encodes 224 amino acids. Gene Ontology annotation, cellular component: membrane. NCBI's taxonomy places the organism in Eukaryota, Metazoa, Chordata, Actinopteri, Cichliformes, Cichlidae. The transcript is spliced from 2 exons.
UAUAGUCCCAACUGCAGUAUUUAAAUGAAGCAACCCAAGUGGUACGUUUCAUCCACAUGUAUGAAAAUUGGUCGUCCACCCAAACCAAUCCGAAGGUUCAUUGUUCAAGUCCUGCUAAAGGGACGCAAGCUAAAGGGUUCUUGGGCAAGAACCCUUUACCAUGUGUCCAAUGCAUCCACCAGGGUGUGAUUGUUUAUGUGAUAGUUGGCAAAGUACCUCAAGCAUAGAAUACAGUGCUGUAUCAAUAAAGAUGAUUUGGCUUGUAAUACAAAGUGCUUGUUUGUCCUGCAGGUGUUGACUGCAUGAAUUCCCAGUGCUUUGACCCCUGUCAGAACUAUACUGCUCUGAAUAAUGAUUGGCGGUCAACAAAUAAUACAAACAUUCAGGACCUACACUGUGAUCGUGAUAUUGACUGGCAAGGCUGGUAUCGCCUGUAUCUGGGGCAAUCCAGUGCUCGUAUUCCAGAGAGGUGCAUAGACUCACUCAGGUGUGGGACCCAUGCACCUUUGUGGAUAAACGAAAGUCAUCCCACACAGGUUGGUGAAAUUGUGAAUCGCACUGUGUGCAAUACUUGGCUUGGCAGUUGCUGCUAUUUUAACUCACACACGAUCCAAGUCAAACUCUGCUAUGGAAACUACUAUGUCUACAAACUUGAAAAGCCAGUCACGUGCUAUCUUGCAUACUGUGCAGAGGUGAAUGGAACAGACCCUGAAGUUCCUUCAACCACAACGUCUCCAGCCACUCAGGUUAAUAUCAAUGCUACAACAGCAGUGAGCAGCAGCACAGCAGGUAAGGGGGAGGUCCGUCUGGUUAAUGGAGAAAACAGCUCCUUCUCUGGUAUGGUGGAGCUCUUCCACAGUGGACAAUGGGGGACAGUGUGUGAUGAUUACUGGGAUGCUCAGGUGGAAUGUGUAGACAGCUUGGCUGUGGCUGGGUCCACUCAGCACCGCAAAAUGCACUAUUUGGACAGGGCAUAGGACCCAUCUGGUUAGCCGAUGUUGCAUGCACAGGCAGUGAGUCAACACUCUCUGAAUGCUACCACUCAGGGUAUGGAUCUCACAACUUCUGCAACCAUGAUGAUGCUGGU